AUGGCCUCGCAGUCCGUCACCAAGCCGUUCCAGAAGAUCCUGGACCCGACCAAAAUCGGGACAUGGAACGUCGUCCGUCGCCCGCCAGUCGAGAACCAUAGCGUGAUACAGGGAAAAGCGCGGGAACAGAACUCGAAUGCUUUCAAGACACAUCAGUGGAAGGAGGGAGUCCGGUUACGAAAGGCCAUCAAUGCCAUUACGCACGGGAAGAACAUCUUCGUCUAUCAUAACAUGCGCACCAACCAGGUUGUCUACUCAUUGACGCGGUAUUUGGAGAAAAACAAUGUCCUCCGGCAGCUAGUAUACCACGGCAAAAAGACCGUCCCCGCUACACUCCGAAAGGACAUGUGGGUGCCGUACUACUCCGUCCAUUUCAACGAACCCAAGGUUGGCCUCCGUGCCUACCAUCUUCUCCGCGAAUUUGCCAUGCAGCGCCAACUCGCCCCACCUCGUGAGAUGAUCACCAUCAGUGAAAGGUUCCUGGAUCAGAAGCGGCCCAAAGACCCCGAAGGAGCCAAGAAAUUCGACGAGAAGUAUGCAGACAAGGUUGGCUGGCUGAUGGAGAAAAAACACCGCGCUCGUGCUUUAAUGGACCAGAAGGCCACCAGUGUUGCCGAUGUGUCUGCCGUUCUUGCCAUCCAGGAGGAAGAGAUCGCGAAUGGCUUCGCUGAUGGCAAAAGGGGAUACCUCACUCGCACUGCUAGACGGCGCCGUAGGGAGGCUCGUGCGAAGGAGACAGCUAAGGCCGCGGAGCAGGCUGAGCGUGUGGCUGAGCUGGAAAAGACCUUGAGCACACCCGAAGUCGAAUACAAGGUCCAGGAGCCUGAAAGCACAAACGGCCUGGAAAGCAACGGCGUCAAGAUCCUCUGGACUGAUAUUCACGAUGCUCGUUUCGCCGAAUCUUGGCCUGAGCGUGUCCGCCACGGUGAACUCGACCUGACCCGCGGCCAUGUUAUGCCAGGACAGAAGCCUAACUACGGUGUGGAGGUUCUUGCUGAUGAGACGUUUAAGGAGAAGCAGCCGGAGCAGAAGGCCUAA
This is a messenger RNA of Aspergillus nomiae NRRL 13137, 1038 nucleotides long. Its product is annotated as mitochondrial 54S ribosomal protein mL67. NCBI's taxonomy places the organism in Eukaryota, Fungi, Ascomycota, Eurotiomycetes, Eurotiales, Aspergillaceae. The record is from RefSeq and is a predicted model, not a curated record. Gene Ontology annotation, molecular function: structural constituent of ribosome; single-stranded DNA binding; DNA strand exchange activity. The coding region runs from base 1 to 1038 and encodes 345 amino acids. The transcript has 2 exons. Gene Ontology annotation, cellular component: mitochondrial large ribosomal subunit; nucleus. Gene Ontology annotation, biological process: DNA recombination; positive regulation of mitochondrial DNA replication.